Lycium ferocissimum is the source of this 891-nucleotide messenger RNA. RefSeq lists its product as uncharacterized. Bases 1 to 891 code for a protein of 296 amino acids. The transcript is spliced from 2 exons. Gene Ontology annotation, molecular function: nucleic acid binding. NCBI's taxonomy places the organism in Eukaryota, Viridiplantae, Streptophyta, Magnoliopsida, Solanales, Solanaceae. The record is from RefSeq and is a predicted model, not a curated record.
AUGGACUUCAUAGAUGGCCUUCCUAAGUCUAAAGGAAAAACAGGACCCGGUAUUCACAAGCAAAGUUUGGCAAGAAUUGUUUGCCAUUCUUGGAGUGACUCUCAAUACCUCUACAAAUUGGGUCCCUGGACGUAUGGUCAAACAGAGGUAGUCAAUACGCUUAGAGACUUAUCUCUGCUUCCACCGUAUUCACAAAAAGACUGGUCCUCUUACUUGGCUGCCGCGGAGUACUGGUACAACACCACCUUUCAUUCCUCCAUUCAAUCAACACCAUAUGAGGCCCUUUAUGGACAACCCCCACCCUUGCACUUACCUUAUGUGGCUGGAGAGUCAGCAAAUGAGGAGGUGGAUAGAACACUGCUCACUAGGGAAUUUAAGCUACUACAAUUUUUCCCAUACCAUUUGAAGAGAGCUCAGCAAAGGAUGUCUGAUCAAGCCAACAAACAUAGGUCUGAUAGACAAUUCAACAUUGGAGAUUGGGUGUACUUGAAAAUACAGCCGUACAGGCAGCUCACAGUGUCUGGAACUCAUUUCACAAAACUCUCGGCCAAAUAUUAUGGUCCUUACCAGAUUUUAGAGAGAAUUGGAGCUGUAGCAUACAAACUUUCAGUCCCUCCUCAAUUAUUGCUUCACCCCACUUUCCAUGUUUCCCAACUAAAAAGGUGCUAUCAACUACCAGCUGAAAUAUCACACCCUCCUGUCCUAGAAUUAUCCAGCCCCUAUUGUCCUCAACCUGAGAAGAUUUUGGAGAGAAGGAUGGUACAGAAGGGGAACAAGGCAGUCCCUCAAGUGAAGAUUCAAUGGGACAAAUUACCUCUCGAGCAUUUCUGGGAAGAUUAUAAUGCUCACGGUAGAUUUCGCAUUUCUUCCGAGGUCAAGGAAGAUUUUUAA